GGGACGGACCUUUGCCUGUUGCUACCAUCCAAUUCUUCCAUGGCAGAUCCUCAGAACGAUGUUCACUGUGACCACUGCUGCUCUGCUCUGCUCGAUGCUGCUUCGGGAACGUGCGUGGGAGGCAGACAAUAUCGUGCUGUUCCCGUUCCCGAUGUGUGUAGCCGUUACACCUGUUCACCAGCACAUCUGCAGCUUGCCCCUCUCAGCUCGAGUACGGCGGGAUCUCAAUUCCAGUAUCGGAGAAAGUUCCCUGUGCGAGCGUGGGAAGCGCACUGGAAUGUACGGUAGUUAUCAAUGGAGCAGCUGGGCCUUCCGGACUUUUGAAGGCGCUGCCAGAUGAUUUCUGGAUUGCAGGCCCGAAGAUUGUGCAGUUGUUGGAGACAAAGGACCUAAAUAUAUAUAAACUAGAAUGCGGUGGCGCCUCGUCUGUGAGGUUCUUUUUCCUGUCUCUGUCUCUGCGUCUGCCUCUCUCCUCGGUAACAGCAAUGCGAACU
Messenger RNA from Mollisia scopiformis, 494 nucleotides. RefSeq lists its product as uncharacterized. The record is from RefSeq and is a predicted model, not a curated record. The transcript has a single exon. Bases 59 to 340 code for a protein of 93 amino acids. NCBI's taxonomy places the organism in Eukaryota, Fungi, Ascomycota, Leotiomycetes, Helotiales, Mollisiaceae.